Messenger RNA from Portunus trituberculatus (swimming crab), 5498 nucleotides. RefSeq names its product myosin-IIIb-like. The record is from RefSeq and is a predicted model, not a curated record. The coding region runs from base 43 to 4500 and encodes 1485 amino acids. The transcript has 28 exons. Gene Ontology annotation, molecular function: cytoskeletal motor activity; ATP binding; protein binding. Gene Ontology annotation, biological process: protein phosphorylation. Lineage: Eukaryota; Metazoa; Arthropoda; Malacostraca; Decapoda; Portunidae. Gene Ontology annotation, cellular component: myosin complex.
CCUCCUUCUCCUCCUGUAGGUGAACAGGUGGCGAUCAAGAUCAUGGAGAACAUCGGGGAGAACCUGGAGGAGAUAGAGGAAGAGUAUCUGAUCCUACGAGACCUGAGCAUUCAUCCCAACCUGCCUUCCUUCAUCGGCAUCUUCUUCAAGCGGGGCGCCGUCAGAGAGGAGGACCAGGCAUGGCUUGUCAUGGAGUUCUGUCCUCGAGGCUCGGUGACUGACUUGGUGCAGGCGCUAAUCAGGCGAGGACAACGACUGACGGAGAAACAGCUUGGUUAUAUCCUGAAGGAGACCAUUGAUGCAAUGGUCUACCUGCACCAGAACCACGUGAUGCAUCGAGACAUCAAGGGCCACAACAUCCUCCUCACUGAGCAAGCCAACAUCAAGCUUGUGGACUUCGGCGUGUCCUCUCACCUCGCUUCCUCCUGGGGUCGCCGCAACACCUCCGUCGGCACCCCCUACUGGAUGGCCCCCGAGGUAAUAGCGUGCGAGCAGCAGCUGGACUACAGUUACGACGUGCGGUGUGACGCGUGGUCGCUGGGCAUCACGGCUAUCGAACUGGCUGAUGGGGAACCGCCGCUCUCAGACAUCCACCCGAUGCGAGCACUCUUCCAGAUCCCCCGUAACCCGCCGCCGACGCUGGACCGGCCUGUGGAGUGGACUAUGGAAUUCAAUGACUUCAUCGCUGAGUGUCUGGUAAAGGAUUUCGAGCAGCGCCCCACCGCCAGGGAGCUGCUGCAACACCCCUUCAUCAAAGCCGUGCCCCACAACCCGGAGGAGGUGCGUCGUGAGCUGGUGUUGCUUCAGAAUGACCUGAGGAAGAAGAACCAGAUGAUCCAGAAGGACCCGGAGACCACCAUCAAGGGCGGGGCUCUCAAGGCAGACAGACGCACCAAGAGGACACCGCUCUGGAUGGACGACCUCGCUUGCCUGGAGCGCCUGACGGAGGAGGUAAUCGUGGACCACAUGGAGCGGCGUUACCAGACAGACCAGAUCUACACUUACAUGGGCGACAUCCUGAUAGCAGUCAACCCCUUCAAGGAACUGGGCGUGUACGGCGACAAGGAGUCGCGUCAAUACCGAGGGAUGGUGAAGAGUGAGAACCCGCCCCACAUCUUCGCAAUGGCAGACAACGCCUACCACAACAUGCUGCACCAGAAACAGCAGCAAUGCAUCGUCAUCUCUGGGGAGUCAGGCGCUGGUAAGACUGAGAGUGCCAAUUUUCUCCUGAAGCAGCUCGUCACUCUCGGCAAGGCACCCAAUCGUAACCUGGAGGACAAGAUCUUACAAGUGAACCCAAUCAUGGAAGCCUUCGGUAACGCCAAGACAGGUAUUAAUGACAACUCUUCCCGCUUUGGCAAAUACCUGGACCUCACCUACACCAGACUGGGCAAGGUGACUGGUGCCAAGAUCUCUGUGUACCUCCUCGAGCAGUCCAGGGUGGUGAGGCAGGCAGAAGGCGAGCAGAACUUCCAUAUCUUCUACUACAUGCACGACGGUCUGGAGGCGGAGGACAAGCUAAUGCAGUACUGUCUAGACAAGAGCAAGAGGGACAAGCAUCGUUACCUCGCGGGGUCCAACUGGAGCAAGAGUAAAAGCCAGGCCAACGUGGAACAAUUCAACAAGGUGGUGGAAGGUUUCAAGUCUCUGGGUUUCCGUGACGACGAGCUGGACUCCGUGUACAGAAUCUUGGCCGCUGUGAUUAACUUGGGUGACGUGGACUUCUACCAGACCAUCGACAAGGACAACAUGGAGCAGGCGGCAGUGAAGAACGUGGAGCAGAUCAAAGUGGUAUCGGAGCUGCUGGGGAUCGACCCUUCGGACCUGACGGAGGCGCUGACGUCCAACAGUGUGGUGACCAAGGGAGAGAUCAUCACCAGGAACAACACGGUGGAGGAGGCGGUGUGCACGCGGGACGCCAUGGCCAAGGCGAUGUACGGCCGCCUCUUCGAUUGGAUUGUCAACAACAUCAACAGACUCCUCUCCUUCUGCAGGAUUGUCUAUGGCGAGAACCUGGCUGUGGGUCUGCUCGAUAUCUUUGGCUUCGAGAACUUCCAUACCAAUUCCUUCGAGCAACUGUGCAUCAAUAUUGCCAACGAACAGAUCCAGUAUUUCUUCAACCAGCACAUCUUUACGUGGGAGCAGCAGGAGUACAUGUCUGAAGGGAUUGAGGUGGACAUCAUUGAAUUCGCGGACAACAGGCCCGUCCUGGACAUGUUCCUGGCCAAGCCCUUGGGUCUGCUGGCGCUGCUGGACGAGGAGAGCCGCUUCCCCAAGGCCACCAACCAGUCCCUUGUGGACAAGUUCCACGACAACAUCAAGUCCCAGUACUACAUCAAGCCCAAGGCACAGGGUCUGGACUUCACGGUGCGUCACUUCGCCGGCAAGGUGGCGUACGGCGGCCAUCAGUUCCUCGAAAAGAACAGAAACUUCCUCCCCACCGAAGUGAUUCAGCUGUUCCGCCAGAGUUCCCACGACACGAUCCGGUUCCUAUUCCAGUGCCCGCUGACAAAGACUGGUAACUUGUACUACGCCACGCCCAGGUCUUCCCCACGCAACACCAUGGGUCGCUCCAAGUCCAGCCAAGGCAGCACCAAGACGCAGUACGACAGCCGCGGCCUCGCUUCACAGACCAAGGCGCAGCAGACAGUGGCCACCUACUUCAGGUACUCACUAAUGGACCUCCUGCAGAAGAUGGUGAAUGGAUCGCCGCACUUCGUCAGGUGCAUCAAGCCCAACGACGACAAGGACGCCAAUCACUAUGACAAGAAGAAGGUGCAGCGCCAACUCCGCUACGCCGGCGUGAUGGAAACAGUGAGGAUCAGACAACACGGGUUCUCCAAUCGUAUCCCCUUCGCUGAGUUCCUUAGAAGGUACUGCUUUCUGGCCUUCAACUUUGACGAGCGUGUGACGGCAUCGAGGGAGAACUGUCGCCUGCUUCUGAUUCGCCUGAAGAUGGACGGGUGGGCGCUGGGCAAGACAAAAGUGUUUCUAAAGUACUACCACGUGGAGUACCUCACCAAGAUGUACGAGAAACAGAUCCGCCGCAUCAUACAAGUGCAAGCGUGUGUGCGGCGGUGGCUGGCCAAAAUACGUGUGCAGAAGGAAAAGUGGGCCCUGGCACGCUCUGUCCUCACCCUUCAGAGAUUCACCCGAGGCUGGAUUUCCCGCAAGAGGUACCAGGAGGAGGCGAGCAAGAGGCUGGAUCUGAAGAGGCUGCCACCUCCACCCAAGGGCCCAGCGCCUGCCCCGCCUGUGAAUAAGAAGCUCGAACGACAGGACUCAGGUCAGCAAUGGAUGAAGGCAAAGAUGAUGGGAGCCCUUGGUGCGCAGUCCUCCAUUGAAAAAGAGGACGAGAAGGAGGCGAAGAAGAAGAGGAAGGCGCCCGCACCGGAUAAGAAGGCGCCCACACCAGAUAAGAAGGCGCCCACACCAGAUAGCAAGUCUCCAGGGCCUCUGUCGCAGGAAGAGGCUGCCAUCAUUAUUCAGGCCUACUACAAGGGCUACCGCACCCGGAAGGAGUGGGGCCCCGUGCUAGAGGAGCGACUCAGCAGGGUGGUGGAGAAGCACUUGGACAACGCGGAGGAGGCGUCCAAAGCCCUCGAGGCUGAAGGUCUCUCCCCGGACGAGGCGGCGAUGAUCAUUCAGAAGUUCUGGGGGAAGUACAAGAAGAGGAAGGAGCCGGAGAAACCCAAGGAAAGCAAGGCAGAGGAAGGGAAGGCACCUGGGAAGAAUCUCGGCCGGUACACAAACAGCAAGAGAAUGACAGAUCUGAUUAUGUUCUCCCAGCAAGUGCACAUGGAAAAUCAGGAAACACACAAGUUCCUACGAAAACACAAGGCUGGGAUUCGCCUGGAGGAGGUUCGCAAACCUGACUCGAAUUACAAGCGUCCCAAAGGAUUCGACAAUAUUCCCCAAGCGAUCAACGAGCAGAGGAAGAAGGCGCCACCCGUCCCGGCAAGUAGCAACAACUCUAACGUCCGGCCCCUCAUCAAGAUUACCUCCACUGACAACCAAGUCUCCAAUUACUACGACUUCCUACAGGAGGAGAUGAGGAGGGCGGCGACGGAGGCAGGCGUGAAGGUCGACCUAAGGGAAGAGAAGAUAAAGAUAGUGCGUGAAGGCCUCAAGUCCCAGGCGAAGGAGAACGAGGAGAGAGGAGAGGAGAACAUCCGUCAGUGGAAGGGCGCGGUGGCUCUUGGUGCAGGGGUGCCGCCCCCGGAAUGGAGUACGGGACGCGGCCCAUCCCCUACCACUAACAUGAAGGCUGCAUCUGACCUCCGCCAAAUGCUUCGUUCUGACGCCACCAAGAAGACAGCACCACCUCCACCUCCUGUAGCCAAGGAAGUCAAGAGGGUGGAAACCAAUGAUGACGAUGUGGGUCCUUUCAACUUCCGGCAGAUGCUCAGAAAAACCAACUACGCCCCCACGGACACUAUUAGGAAGAGGCAGCUGAAGAGAGAUGGACACAAUGGAUACGGAGCAGAAUACCAGAUGUAAAUAAAAGACCCAACCAUUGAGGAAUGUUUAUCCUGUCCCUCUUCAUCUCGCCAUAGCAAGAUGACAUGACCGUAAAUCCUUCGAAAAUAAAAAGAAGUUGAAAUUGAUGGAACCUGAAAAUCCACAAAACCAUCGUGUAAGUGAAAGCAGAAAAGAAAAGAAAAAAAAACAUAUGAAAGAAGUUCCAUCGACGUCUAUACAUGAGAUUGUCAAGAUUAUGAGAGCUGAACGAAGAGAGUAGCAACAAUAAUCCAAAGAAAAAACACACCUGAACUAUUUGUCUAUAUCUGUAUAUAAACAAAAUAACACCACACAUGCACACAGCUUGUAGUGUUGGCCACAUCUGAGACAGCUGCACUCGUCUAAAAAGUGUUUAGCGUGUUACAAAAGUCCCCUGCCCUGAUCUGCUGUUAAGAAUCCAUCAGUUGACAGUUUGUGAUCUUAGGAAACUUUAGAGGAAGGAAGGCCAGAGUGAAGUGAGAGGCUUAAGAAUGCGAGAUUUCUGACAGUGGCUGCACCAAAUGAAUGGCAAGGAAGAGAAGACAGUAGAUGUGAAAGACUAAUAAAAGUAGUUAACACAAGGAACAGUAACAAAUAAAAAAAAAAUCAAACAUACAUAAGAUUGAAAUAAUUAGACCAAAAAAAAACUAUAUGUUACAUGAAAAUGAUUUACACCAGAUGUGCAGAUUAAAUCAUUCGGAACUAGCUGUGAAACUAGAAAUAGAGAAAUCAUUAUCUUACAGGCCAGAGACCUUUAUGAACAAAUUGAUUUAUUAUCUAUCAUUUUUCUGGUCAGUAGUGUACUUAUAUGAAAUUACAGGUGAUAAUUGUACGUAGUGAGAAAACAAGAAGGAUUACGUGCUUAAAAAUAUGUAUCAUGUCCUUCAAUACACACACACACACACACACACACACACACACACACACACACACACACACACACACACACACACACACACACACACACACACACACACACACACACACACACACACACA